This is a messenger RNA of Microdochium trichocladiopsis, 551 nucleotides long. RefSeq lists its product as uncharacterized. NCBI's taxonomy places the organism in Eukaryota, Fungi, Ascomycota, Sordariomycetes, Xylariales, Microdochiaceae. Bases 51 to 215 code for a protein of 54 amino acids. The transcript has a single exon. The record is from RefSeq and is a predicted model, not a curated record.
CCCAGCCGCUGUCGCUGUCGCACCGUCCAAAAAAGAAACGAAUCGUGUUUAUGCAUUUUAUCCGAGACACACAAACACACGCACGCACACAACACGACGCAAUUGACACCAGGCCGCGACGGCUGCAGAACGCGCGCGCGCAUCAGGCAGCCCCCCCCCUCCCAAAACCAGCACACCGCAUCGUAAGUGCAAUGCACUGCACUGCGGCUGGAUAACUACUAAAGGGGGGGGGGGCGCGUUCAAAAAGUCAAUGUCUACAAAGGUGGCACCACCUUACUAUGCGCGCGCGCACGCGCGCACAAGCGUAAAACCCUGGUACUUGCGCUCGCGCAUUUCCAGGAAAGAUGGUGGAAAUCUCAUUGCCGCAGCAUCAUGCUGCGGCAGGGAGUUUGAAUCGCGAGAUACGUUGCGUAUAAGUAGUUGCGCGAUCACGCUGCGUCCGUCUCCCACCGACCUAAAAAGCUUAUGCCCACGACUGAAAAGCGCAACGCCUCGUGAUAUGCUAUGCCUGUACUUCGUGGUGUUUGCAGAAGAAGAGUAUUUACCUAACG